GUGAGGUGUUUUGAGGGUUUGGACUUCCGGUGGAUGGCUGCAGGUGUCGAUAUCAUAAAGUAUGCCAGUUAACAUUGUUCGGCUAUUUAAGUGCAUCAGCUGCUCCUUCUGAAAUGGGCAAGUAGGCCUACGAUAAGGCCACACGACACCGUGACCUGAAAGAGGGCGGAGCGCAUUGCUGUACUCGUGGGAAUGACGACGGCAUCGUUGCCACCCCGGCCCGGAGUGGUCCCCAUUACGCUCGUGUUUUUAAAAUAUGAGAACUAUCAAUCACAGCAGCAACAGAAGAAAAAAGCUGAGCACUCUCAAGCAGUGACAUUGUCAACAUGUCAAACAGAGAGAGAUCACAGAUACAAGUACGCCAACAGGUCGAAAACCGGUAGGGUUAGUUCGCGUAUUAGGCUCAACAGGAAUAGCGCGUCGACGAAGAGCGUCAAGGCUGCUUCGAGAUAACCAGGCGGACGGCGACCCGCCAUCCAAAAUGCGAGGGGACCUCCAGAUUGGCGAGUACGGGGGUUUAGAGCUGGGUGGCGGCCGAAAUUCGAGUUUGCAGUUGGAUUAUGAUGAUACUUCUGUCGGCUUCAAUGCAGCCAAUAGGUCGGCAAUAAUUAAUGAUACCACGUUUUGGCCAUCCGACAGCACAGCGAUCGCCCAAGAUGAGGAGAAGGUUUACUGGGCACUAUUGCUACUUAUUUUGCCUGUUCUUGCUGUGUUUGGCAACAUCUUAAUCAUUCUUUCGGUGUAUAAGGAGAAAUCAUUGAAGUGCGCAACAAACUACUUCAUUGUGUCGCUAGCGUUCGCCGAUCUUCUAGUCGCAGCCGUCGUCAUGCCCUUCGCCGUGUACGUUCUUGUAAACGUGCGUUGGGAGCUGAGUGAUACGUUGUGUGACCUGUACAUUGCUAUUGACGUCACCUGCUCGACCGCGUCUAUAUUCAACCUUGUCGCUAUCUCUAUAGAUAGGUUCAUCGCGGUCACACAGCCGAUCAAAUAUUCGAAGCACAAAAACUCUGGUCGAGUCGCUUUUACUAUCGGAGCAGUAUGGCUCAUAUCUAUGGCUAUUGGAUCGCCCAUCAUUCUUGGGCUGAACACGUCAUCCGAACGUGUCGCACAUCUCUGUGUGUUUUACAACUCGGACUUUAUCCUAUACAGCUCGCUCAGCUCCUUCUACAUACCAUGUCUCGUCAUGAUACUUUUAUAUUAUCGAAUUUUUAGAGUAAUUCACAGUCGAAGUCAACAGAAAGCGGCGACACAGGCUCAGAAUGUUAACCCGCCAACGGCCAUUCCCCUAGAAGGCAAAGGGUCCCGAAUGGCAGCGGCACAAACCCAUACAGAAGCUGCAGGAUCCGUUAACGAUACUCGAACUGUUCCAAGGGGCAACAACGCGCAGGCGGUUCCUCAAGAUCAGGCCACUCUCACCGCGAGCGAUUCGCAGGAGGCUGCUCCCGAGGGAGACGGGGUAGAUCAAAACCCCGAUAACGUCCCAACCCGUUCACCAGAUACCGGAAGUCCACCUUCGCAAACAACAAUGUUGGCAGAGGCCAUUAAUAACCGAGCUGCCGCAGACCCCACGCCAACGCAUCUCACCGAUUCUGCACUACCUCCGUCCGAUGUUAACAACAAAAGUAAGGAACUAACUGGUAGCGGUCAUACGGUUAUGAGUGGUGGAGGUAACGCUGCAGUGACGUCCAAAAAACAGCGCUUUAAUCUCGUUCGUUACAAGCAGAAAUCGAGCAGACGAAAACGUGAAAAGGUGUCUGCAAAACGAGAGCGUAAAGCAACGAAAACGCUUGCCAUCGUUUUAGGUGUAUUUCUAUUCUGCUGGGUGCCGUUCUUUACGUGUAACGUCAUUGAUGCCAUUUGUAUCAAACUGAGUUGCAAAGAGUGUCAACCGGGGGUCACCGUGUUUAUGCUUACGACCUGGUUAGGUUACAUCAAUUCCUGCAUCAAUCCAAUUAUCUAUACGAUCUUCAACACCGAGUUUCGAAAAGCAUUUAAGCGUCUACUAAUGGGCUCGAGCAGCGGUACCAAUUCGGAGGGAUCAAGCAGUAGAUUUAAUAAAUGAGUGCAUCUAUACAUGAAGUAAUAGAAGAUCGAUGUAUAAGACAAUGGUUUGUACGAAUUCUACCCAGAGCUUCUUCCCAGCAGUAAGGAUACAAACCCGAUUGCCAUUUGUAGAUAUUAUUAACAUCGUUGCGCCAAUUGCACCCCCUGCAAAGGCCCAAUCGGACGCCGAUAUCACAUUGCUGAAUGGAUAGAGUUUAGCAGCGGCGGCCGAUGUCGUCGAACUUUUACGUAGCUCGUUACCGUCAAGGAUGACGGUGUAUGUGAAGCUGACAAAUGUCAACGCAGCAUCUCAAACAGCCAUGUACCCGUAAAGACCGCAGCCUUCUAGUAAGCCUCUGUGGGUAGCGACUGACGACAGCUGAAAGCCACUGUUUUAGGAGCGAGGCGCUCGUUUCCGUGCGCUUACUUCAAACUCAGAGAAGGAAAAGUUAAUCACUGCUUGUUAUCUAGUGAAACUUACGCCGCUACUAUACACACAUAAAUAUUAAAACAUGUGAUGAAUUUUACAAAGAUAAUAUAGGGUGAUUAUGGUGGUAUUAGUUAACGACGAUGGAAACAGAGGUACACAAUAUGAAUAGAAACUAUUAAUGGCAACAAAAAAGGUUUACGAAGAUCAACUUCCUGAAUUUCGAUGAUGGCACACUAUCUUGUCAAAGAACCUAUAUAUAAUGCCUAGCUAAGCUCGUAGGCAGAAUAUGUCGAAGAGAAUAUGCAUUAGGUCCAUAUCGAAUAAAAAAUUGCAAUGCAAUAAAACUAAUCUGAUGCUCGGAAACUCAGUUGACAGCAUUCAUGCCUGUAUCAAACUACAAUAACAACAUUAGUAGUAAUAAUUAUAUAAUAACUUAUUAACUUUAUUAACGAAAUAAAAAAUUACUGUUUGUAAAACAAGGAUAAGUCUCCAUUUCCGUCGACUGUCGUUAUGAACGAAUGUGAUAUAUAUAUAUAUGUGUCAAAUAUUAUUGCACCUAGUAGUGCCCCCUAUAUGGUGAGCCACACCGCCUUGAUACAAAAUACGUUUGGUAAACAAACGCUGAGUCGCAGAAGCCUGAGUUGUAUUCGGAUGGAGUUCGUGUGAAUAGGUCUUUUACGCUAUAUCUGAAUGCAGGAUGCAUUUCCCAUGCAUUUGUUCUGUCCACUUCUUUGCCUAUAAGUUUUUUUUAUCUGCUUCUCUCUGGUCCGGCGCGGCUGCGUUGAUUGCAGCCUGGCACAUGGGCAAAGGGGAGGAGGGGCGGUGGGGAGCAGAAAAAGUUGUGGUGGCGACAGGGGCAAAGUUGCAAUAGUGCAAGUUAAAAUUUAAAAAAAAAAAGCAAAAAUUUAAGCUAGUUCAGAAUGUGGCUGGACAGUGGUUUCCAUAUUACGAGGAAAAGAUAACGACAGACAGUGUGUAUAAAGAAUAUUCACUGCAGACGUCGCCGAUGUAUAGAAAUGUACUUUCAAACUAUACGACGCAACAUAGACGCAGGGGCGCAUACAUGGAUAAUUAAACAUCCUUAAGAAGUAUUAUAAGACCGUAACGAUAGUAGCGUAUCAUCGGAAUUACCAUGACUAAACUUACUCACAGCAUAUAAUAUAUUAAUAUUGUUAUGGAUAACAAUAGCAAAUGUUACUAAUGAAAAGGCAAGUGUAAAAACCUGUACAAAUUAUCAUUAUUCUAAUAGUACUAGAUCGAAAGCGUAGCAACGCCUACGCAGCUGUGUUGUAUACAAACGUAUAUAUAUAUAUAUAUAAAACGGGUGACGAAUGAGCUAUAUGCAGGUUUUACCGCGUGUAUGACGGUUGUACUGUUUUGUAGUUAGCUAUGAGCGUCAAUGAUACGUUUGAGCGUGCACUUAGUUUACGUUUACUGGCCACGGAAAAGCAACGCAAAAAUGAACCUUGCCGGUCACUUUAUUUAGCAGUACAUAGUGUCUACCUAUAUAUCGUUAUGCGCGCAACAGUAACGUAUUUACUUCGAAAAGUAUGUACUAGUAA
Molecule: messenger RNA, 4035 nt
Organism: Varroa destructor (honeybee mite)
Lineage: Eukaryota; Metazoa; Arthropoda; Arachnida; Mesostigmata; Varroidae
Product: dopamine D2-like receptor
Biological process (GO): G protein-coupled receptor signaling pathway
Cellular component (GO): plasma membrane
Molecular function (GO): G protein-coupled receptor activity; dopamine neurotransmitter receptor activity, coupled via Gi/Go
Source: RefSeq, a predicted model, not a curated record